This is a messenger RNA of Cottoperca gobio, 1209 nucleotides long. RefSeq lists its product as uncharacterized. Bases 94 to 1209 code for a protein of 371 amino acids. The transcript is spliced from 5 exons. The record is from RefSeq and is a predicted model, not a curated record. Gene Ontology annotation, biological process: DNA catabolic process. Gene Ontology annotation, molecular function: nucleic acid binding; 3'-5'-DNA exonuclease activity. Gene Ontology annotation, cellular component: cytoplasm. Lineage: Eukaryota; Metazoa; Chordata; Actinopteri; Perciformes; Bovichtidae.
CUACUACUUCCGGUUAACAUAACCGAGAUUAUUUCAGGUGACUUCUCGAGAAAUCUGUCACAGCUCAGCUGAGUCCACAUUAAACUGUCCACGAUGUCUGGUGACGAAAUGAUUGUUUUCUUUGACCUGGAGACCACUGGAUUAGACACUAAAGUGUGUGACAUCAUCCAGUUGUCGGCCAUCCAUGAAAAUAAAGACUUUAACGUCUACAUCCUCCCCAGCUGCCCCAUCCAUGAGAGAGCCUCAGAGGUGAAUGGCUUCACGGUCGGGGAUGGCCGCCUGCUUUUAAACGGGACCCCUGUGGACACAGUCCCUCUUGUUGAUGCUCUCACCUCCUUCAUCGACUUCCUUCGCUCCUUCCAUCGCCCCGUGCUGCUGGCGGCCCACAAUGCAAAGGGGUUUGAUGCACCCUUGCUCCAAAGAGUGCUGCGACAGUUCUCCCUCUACACAGAGUUCCAGCAGGUGGUGUCUGGGUUUGUGGAUACCUUACCGCUAAGCAGGAACCUCCAUCCUGAUCUGCCCAGUUAUUCUCAGGUGAAUCUGGUCCAGCACUUCCUGGGAAAGACCUACAACGCCCAUGAUGCAUUGGAGGAUGCCAGCAUACUGCAGGAGCUGUUCAACUCAUGGAGUCCCAGCAAUGAAAGCAUUAAACUGUCCACGAUGUCUGGUGACGAAAUGAUUGUUUUCUUUGACCUGGAGACCACUGGAUUAGACACUAAAGUGUGUGACAUCAUCCAGUUGUCGGCCAUCCAUGAAGAUAGAGACUUUAACGUCUACAUCCUCCCCAGCCGCCCCAUCCAUGAGAGAGCCUCAGAGGUGAAUGGCUUCACGGUCGGGGAUGGCCGCCUGCUUUUAAACGGGACCCCUGUGGACACAGUCCCUCUUGUUGAUGCUCUCACCUCCUUCAUCGACUUCCUUCGCUCCUUCCAGCGUCCCGUGCUGCUGGCGGCCCACAAUGCAGAGCAGUUUGAUGCACCCUUGCUCCAAAGAGUGCUGCGACAGUUCUCCCUCUACACAGAGUUCCAGCAGGUGGUGUCUGGGUUUGUGGAUACCUUACCGCUAAGCAGGAACCUCCAUCCUGAUCUGCCCAGUUAUUCUCAGGUGAAUCUGGUCCAGCACUUCCUGGGAAAGACCUACAACGCCCAUGAUGCAUUGGAGGACGCCAGGCAUACUGCAGGAGCUGUUCAACUCAUGGAGUCCCAGCAAUGA